Molecule: messenger RNA, 4536 nt
Organism: Vicugna pacos (alpaca)
Lineage: Eukaryota; Metazoa; Chordata; Mammalia; Artiodactyla; Camelidae
Source: RefSeq, a predicted model, not a curated record
UAGUCAGGGAGCCCCCCUCCUGUUGCCUUCUGAAGUUCAGCGUGUCCGUGUCUGUCAAGUGCUUGGAGCAGGACUGGCACAGGGUGGGCCCAACACCCGGGCUCCUUCCUCAGACCCUUUUUCAAAAUCCCAUGGCAGCAAGUGAAGCAGGCAUCUGCUCUUUAAAUCUAUUGAUAUGUUUCUUCUUGUUUCCCUUAAAAACAUGCAUUGAACUGAGCACGAGUCGCCCACGCCCGAACCCACCUCUCCACUCCUCUCUCGGUAGCCGAGGCUGGCUUCUGGGGGGCCUGUCAGCUGCGGAGCUGGGACUGUUGCUCCAAGACGAUGGGCCUUACUCCAAAGCAGGCAAGGACGUGGGAGGGGCCGACGUGGCCCUGGCUUGCCGCCGGCAGAGCAUUCCAGAGGAGUUCCGAGGGGUCACCACGGUGGAGCUGACCAAGAAGGAAGGCAGCACGCUGGGCCUGACCAUCUCCGGCGGCACGGACAAGGACGGGAAGCCCCAGGUCUCCAACCUGAGACCCGGGGGGCUCGCAGCCAGGAGUGACCUGCUGAAUGUGGGCGACUACAUUCGGUCUGUGAAUGGAAUCCACUUGACCAGGCUCCGCCACGAUGAGAUCAUCACUCUGCUCAAGAAUGUGGGCGAGCGCGUGGUGCUGGAGGUGGAGUAUGAGCUGCCCCCGCCCGCCCCCGAGAACAACCCAGGGAUCGUUUCAAAGAUGGUGGACGUCUCCCUGUACAAGGAGGGCAACAGCUUUGGCUUUGUCCUCAGAGGAGGUGCCCACGAAGACGGGCACAAGUCCCGCCCGCUCGUCCUGACCUACGUGCGGCCCGGCGGCCCUGCCGACAGGGAGGGCUCUUUGAAGGUGGGCGACAGGCUGCUCAGCGUUGAUGGGACCUCGCUGCGUGGGGCCAGCCACGCCGCUGCCCUGGCCACCCUGCGGCAGUGCAGCCAUGAGGCACUCUUCCAGGUGGAGUACGACGUGGCCAUCCCAGACACAGUGGCCAACGCGUCGGGGCCCUUGAUAGUGGAAAUAACCAAGACGCCGGGGUCGGCCCUGGGGAUCUCACUCACCACCAGCUCCCACCGGAACAAGCCGGUCAUCACCAUCGACCGCAUCAAGCCAGCCAGCGUGGUGGACAGGAGUGGGGCCCUGCACGCCGGAGACCACAUCCUGUCCAUCGAUGGCACCAGCACGGAACACUACUCGCUGCUUGAGGCCACCAAGCUCCUGGCCAGUGUGUCGGAGAAAGUGCGUCUGGAGAUCUUGCCUGCGCCCCAAAGCCGGCGGCCCCUGAAGCCCUCAGAAGCAGUGAAGGUGCAGAGGAGCGAGCGGCCGCAUCGCUGGGACCCCUGCGUGCCCUCUUGCCACAGCCCCCGGCCUGGCCACUGCAGGACGCCCACCUGGGCCACCCCUGCUGGCCAGGACCAGAGCCGAUCCUUGUCCUCAUCUCCCUUUUCCUCGCCGACCAUGAACCACGCCUUUCCCUGCACCAACCCCAGCACCCUUCCUCGUGGAUCCCAGCCUAUGAGCCCCCGGACCACAAUGGGGCGGAGGAGGCAGCGAAGACGGGAACACAAGAGCUCAUUGUCGCUGUCCUCCAGCACGGUGGGGCCCGGCGGCCAGAUCGUGCACACGGAGACCACAGAGGUCGUGCUCUGUGGAGACCCCCUCAGCGGCUUCGGCCUCCAGCUGCAGGGCGGCAUCUUUGCCACCGAGACCCUGUCCUCCCCACCACUCGUGCGCUUCAUCGAGCCCGACAGCCCGGCUGAGAGGUGUGGGCUGCUGCAGGUGGGGGACCGUGUCCUGUCCAUCAACGGCAUCGCCACCGAGGACGGGACGAUGGAGGAGGCCAACCAGCUGCUGCGGGACGCGGCGCUGGCGCACAAGGUGGUGCUGGAGGUGGAGUUCGACGUGGCUGAGUCCGUCAUCCCGAGCAGUGGCACCUUCCACGUGAAGCUGCCCAAGAGGCGCGGCGUGGAGCUGGGCAUCACCAUCAGCUCGGCUAGCAGGAAGCGAGGCGAGCCCCUGAUCAUCUCCGACAUCAAGAAAGGCAGCGUGGCGCACAGGACCGGCACCCUUGAGCCAGGUGACAAGUUGCUGGCCAUCGACAAUAUCCGCCUGGACAACUGUCCCAUGGAGGACGCCGUGCAAAUCCUGCGGCAGUGCGAGGACCUGGUGAAGCUGAAGAUUCGGAAGGACGAGGACAACUCCGACGAGCAGGAGACCACAGGUGCCAUCAGCUACACGGUGGAGCUGAAGCGCUACGGGGGCCCCCUGGGCAUCACCAUCUCGGGCACAGAGGAGCCGUUUGACCCCAUUGUCAUCUCGGGCCUCACCAAGCGUGGUCUGGCUGAGAGGACUGGCGCUAUCCACGUUGGGGACCGUAUCCUGGCCAUCAACAGUGUUAGCCUCAAGGGCCGGCCACUGAGUGAGGCCAUCCACCUCUUGCAGGUGGCUGGCGAGACCGUCACCCUGAAGAUCAAGAAGCAGUUAGACCGCCCCCUCCCAGCCCACAAAUCGGGCAGCCUCAGCGAAGCCAGUGAUGCGGAUGAGGACCCACCAGAGGCGCUGAAAGGAGGCCUGCUGGCAGCCCGGGCCUCGCCCGCCGUGCCCAGUGUGGACAGCGCCGUGGAGUCCUGGGGCAGUUCGGCCACGGAGGGUGGCUUUGGGGGCCCAGGUUGCUACACUCCUCAGGCAGCCACCCGGGGAGUGACCCCCCAGGAGUGGCGGCCCAGCCGGCUGAGAAGCAGUCCCCCACCAGCCGAGCCCCGGAGGACAAGCUGUACCCCAGCCCCCACGGAUGAGAGCUUCCCCGAGGAGGAGGAGGAGGACUGGGAGCCGCCAGCGAGCCCAGCCCCCGGCCCCGCCCGCGAGGAGGGCUUCUGGCGCACGUUCGGGGAGGCCCUCGAAGACCUGGAGUCUUGUGGUCAGUCAGAGCUGCUGAGGGAGCUGGAGGCGUCCAUCAUGACGGGCACCGUGCAGAGCGUGGCCCCGGAGGGCAGGCCUGGCCACCGGCCGUGGAGGAGGAGCCGGCAGGUACGCGCUGCCCCAGGAGACACGCAGGAGCUGCUGCUGCCGUCGCCCUUGGAGACCCACAAGGUGACGCUGCACAAGGACCCCGUACGGAGUGACUUCGGUUUCAGCGUCUCAGACGGCCUCCUGGAGAAGGGCGUCUACGUCCACACGGUGCGCCCCGACGGGCCCGCCCAGCGCGGGGGCCUCCGGCCCUUCGACAGGGUCCUCCAGGUCAACCACGUGCGCACGCGGGACCUGGACUGCUGCCUGACGGUGCCGCUCCUGGCUGAGGCGGGGGACGUCCUGGAGCUGGUCAUCAGCCGCAACCCGCUGGCCCAGGGCAGCCGGGCCCCCCGAGCGCCAGGCCCCAGCGGCCCCCGGAUGCUCUGAAGUCAGCACGUGGUCUGGACACCGAAGGGGCCACCUGGGGAGAUCCUGGCUCCCAGACCUGUAGCUGGGCUGGAGAGGUGGCCACCCACUCGUCCGUCUGUCCGUCUGGCAGAUGCUGAGCCGGAGACAGGACUUCGUUCUCCAGUUCUGUGGUAAUGGGCUGCCAGGUCCAGCUGGAGUGACAUCUAGGUCUUUCUCCAUGUUGGCUCCAAGAUGCCCAGAGGGGCCCUGCCCGCAGGGGUCCACAUAGGCUGCUUGGGGCGGGAAGGAGGAGGGUCUGGGGCACAGCCUCCUCGGAAGAGUGUCUGGUGCGGGGCCAGCUCAGCUCAGUGCAGGGAGCGCUUUCUCCCAGCAGAGCCAUGGGGCUGGAAUGAGCUGUCAGGGAGGCGUGAGCUCCCUGUUUUGGGAGGUGAGCAAGUGGGAGCUGAUACGCCCGUGCAGCCGUGGGCCGCGGCAUCCCAGCGAUCUGUCACACGGGCUGGGGUGGUCAACAUCCCCAUGGGGGAGCCUUUAGGGUGAGGCUGGAGGCUCCUUCAGCUGGACAGCCUCCCUCCAGGAAGGCUGCUGCUCAGGUAGGAGCCCAGGCCCUUCCCUUCUCCAGGAUUCUUGUGUUCGGGGCUCGCCAGCGCCCCCACCUUGGAGGCUCUAUGCUGGGGUGUCUGGGGUCCCAGGAGUGGCCCUUGGAGGGGUUCUUUCAUUUCUGCCUCUGUGAUUGGAGACCAUGGCUCUGGGCUGACGGGGCAAGCUCAGGGGCAGUUUUGGGCUGUCAGCCCCACCUGCCUCUUUUGUAGGACGCGUGGUCACUGACCCACAUGGAUACCUGCCUCUCAGCCCAGGCCUUCCAGGUGGGAGGGGGUCCUUCUGGGACAAAAGACCCAGGGGUUUCCAUUCGCCUGCUGUUACAGUGAAGAUGGGAAAACCGUGGAAACAGGACUAAUACUAGAUGGUACCACCUCUCUCCACUAUCCGAAUCGGUGCAGGAGAGAAGCAGGGACGUGGGGGCAGACAGACAGGCAGGGAGAGAGGCUGGAGCAAUGUCUGUUCUCUCUCACGCCCAGGGGCGACAGUGUCAGAAGUGGUCGUUCAGGGGCGUUUAUUCCCACUGGCAGUCUGGAAGCACCAGCAGCCC